AUGGGUGUUAUCAUCGAGGACAUCACCGACGAGCAGCCGGAGCAGCGCACGGACGAGGAGACGGCGGAACGCCCAGUGCCUCCGGAGUCCGGUGCGCCAUCCGAGGCAGCCGAGCGCGCGUCUGCCGGCAACGGCGGCGCCGCCUCCGCUGCCGAGCCCUCUGAUGCAGCCGCGAACGCGGAACAGGACGACAAAGCACGCGCGAGCCAGGAGGAGAUCCCGGAAGAGGGCCCGCUGACCAUCGCUCAGUGUCUGUUGCUCAAAGCGCGAGCGAACGACCUGUACAAGCAGAAGAUGUUCCGGGACGCUAUCGCCCUCUACACAAGGGCGGCGGACGCGUGCCCGGAGGAGAAUCGCGCCGAGAGGGCUGUGUUCCUGGCGAACCGCGCGGCGUGCCGCGUGUCCAUGGAAGACUGGGACGGCGUCGUCCUCGACUGCACAGCCGCCCUGGAGGCCGACGAGACGUACACCAAGGCCCGGCUGCGGCGCGCACUGGCGUACGAGUCCAUCGGGGAGCUGCACAAGGCGAUGGAGGACUACCAGGGGGUCAAGAAGGACCACCCGCAGGACCACACUGCGCACGCGGCGCUGUUGCGCCUCGAACCGGUCGUCAAGAAGAAGGACGAGGAGCUCAAGAACGAGAUGAUGGGCAAGCUCAAGGACCUCGGGAACAUGGUGCUGGGGAACUUCGGGCUCUCGACGGACAACUUCAAGCUCAACCAGACCGAGGGGGGGGGGUACAACAUCCAGUUCGUGCAGAACCCGGGGGGCGACGAGGAGGCCGCCGCGCCGACGCAGAACCAGGAGCAGCCUAGCUGGGAGUAG
This is a messenger RNA of Pedinophyceae sp. YPF-701, 825 nucleotides long. Lineage: Eukaryota; Viridiplantae; Chlorophyta; Pedinophyceae. The record is from the annotation of a GenBank genome assembly.